GGACCAAAUGCUGAAGCCACGUCGUGUCCAAUUGCUUCUGCUAUGCAGUGGCCUCCGCUUCAAUCAACUGGUUCAACGUCUUCUCAUCGUUAGCCCCCAUGGUGCGGGGUCGGGCGGGAGGGCGUGCCAAGUCCGUCGUCAUAAAUAUAGUUGCCUGACCCUCGAGAAUACAUUCAAGUGCUACGAGUUGGAAAAUGGCCCUCCAAUGGACGUUGAACUGUCCCGCGAAGAUGCCAUUACCAUGUACACCCAAAUGGUGGAGAUGCGUCGCGUUGAGGUCCUGGCCGAUGCCGAGUACAAGAAACGGACUAUUCGGGGCUUUUGUCAUCUCUAUAAUGGCCAGGAGGCGGUGGCCAUUGGGAUGAUGCAGCGUCUGAGGAAAUGUGAUUCCGUAAUAACGGCCUACCGCUGCCAUGCAUGGACCUACCUCAUGGGCGUAUCUCUGCACGAUAUGAUGGCCGAGCUGUUGGGCUUCAAGACGGGCUGUAGUCGCGGCAAGGGCGGCUCCAUGCACAUGUACAGCGACAAGUUCUAUGGCGGCAAUGGCAUUGUUGGGGCCCAGGUGCCACUCGGUGCCGGUGUUGCCCUCGCCCAUCAGUACCGUCGGGAUGGGGGCGUCUGUGUGGCCCUCUAUGGCGAUGGUGCCGCCAAUCAGGGUCAGAUCUUCGAGGCCUACAAUAUGGCCAAGUUGUGGUGCCUGCCCUGUAUAUUCGUUUGCGAGAAUAAUCAUUAUGGAAUGGGCACCCGAGUAGAUCGUGCCUCCGCCAUGACAGAAUUCUACAAACGUGGCCAGUACGUGCCCGGACUGUGGGUGGACGGCAACCAGGUGCUGGCCGUGCGCAGCGCCACCCAGUUUGCGGUGGACUAUGCCGUGGAGCACGGACCCAUCGUUUUGGAGAUGUGCACAUACCGGUAUGUGGGCCACUCGAUGUCCGAUCCGGGCAUCAGUUAUCGAUCCCGCGAAGAGGUCAACAAAGUGAGAGAGACCCGUGAUCCGAUCAUCAGUUUCCGGAAUCAAAUGAUCCAACUGUGCCUGGCCACCGAGGAGGAGAUCAAGAAGCUGGACGGCGAGAUCCGGAAGCGUGUCGAUGCCGAAUGCAAGAAGGCGCUGGGCGGGAAAGAGGUGCCCCUGGAGGAGCUCUAUGCGGAUAUCUAUUCAAAGAAUUUAGAACCGAAGAUCCGUGGAGUCUCUGGCUAUGUAUAUAAUCACUUUAAUAUCGCUGAUGUCUGUUUCGGGAAGCCCCGAAAGACUCCGGCCAACGAGAUAUGUGAUGUGCCAGUGGGCGAUGCUGCACUCCUUGCCAAGGCGGCGGAGGACAAGAAAAAGAAGGAGGCGCAGAAGAAGGCUAAGGAUGGCGAUAAAAAGGACAAGGAUGGCGGCGCAGCCAAAAAAGGUAACACCGAUUCCAAAAACGAUGCAAAGGCGAAGGCUGGUGGCGCUGCCAAGGCGGAGAAGAAGCAACCGGAUAAGCCAGCUGGUAAGGAGGGUCCAACACCAUCGCCAUCAUCGCCACCGCCGCCGGCAUCGGGUGGUAAGCCACCUGCCGCCAAAAAGUAGAGCUCUGGCCAGCGGAGGAACGUGGAGGUAACACAUAGUGGAGUGGGCAGCUAUCCCGGUAUCGCGAUACCGUUCCAGUAAUCGGUAUCCGGGUGCCAUGUAUCAUAAGUCAAGUAGCCCACCCCCCAAGAUGCUUCUGUUGGAAAGCUUUAUUAUCCAAGAUUCGAACCAAAAUUGUGGCCAUAAAUUGUAUAGUUCAUAUUCACAGUAAAUUCUAGUUAAAGAUCUUUUUCGCCAAAAGUUUUACUUGCUAAGAAAAAAAAUUAAUAAAAAAUCCUUAAUUUA
Molecule: messenger RNA, 1843 nt
Organism: Drosophila bipectinata
Lineage: Eukaryota; Metazoa; Arthropoda; Insecta; Diptera; Drosophilidae
Product: pyruvate dehydrogenase E1 component subunit alpha, mitochondrial
Biological process (GO): pyruvate decarboxylation to acetyl-CoA
Cellular component (GO): intracellular membrane-bounded organelle
Molecular function (GO): pyruvate dehydrogenase (acetyl-transferring) activity
Source: RefSeq, a predicted model, not a curated record